ACUGAUCCCUGCUGUCAGUUGACAAAAAAAAGGAGUAUUAAGUGCAUAUUUUAAUGCUGUAAAUUCCCUUUUAUGUUUUGAAACUAAAAUGUGUUUCUUCAGUAUUUUAUUGAAAAUAACCGUUCUGUUAUUUGUUGUACAACAUGUCCUAGCAGAGAAUAUAUGUACCAAAUAUCUUCGUGAAUUAGCUCAAAAACAAAGUGCAUUCGUGCAAUGUUCAACACUGCAUUCAGUGCCGGUGAGCCUUUGCAUAGGUUGUAAGGACCCAUUUAAAGAAAUGCAAUAUGCAUAUUCGAAAAUGCGCGAUGUACAAAAUUGCACAGAGACGUUCUUUGACAAAGAUCGCAUCAACAUUGUUUCUACAACACAAUCGAUACUAACCGGGUUAUGGACAAAGGCUUAUUGUGAUGAUUGCUUUGCUAAAGAUAAUUCGGAAUUAUUUAACACAAAAAUAAACGAUCUGGAAACUUGCCUGCGUGAGAACAAAGGUGAAGAAUGUGUUCUCUGUUUGGGCAAAUAUCUGGAUCUAAAUGGAUUUUAUGUUGGUUUGGAUAAACAUAAUAAUGGACAAGUUUGUUACGACAUGCAAGAUUCGAUGAAUCGAACGAGGGCACACUGGUCUAAAGAUUUAAAUUGUUGUCAUCGUGAUUUUAAUAUGUACCUCUUUCUUGUUACUUGCGGUAUUGUAGUCCUACUCCCAUUAAUAUUUUAUAGCACCACAUAUACUAUAACGAAACGACAGGAGAGAUACCACGAUAUUUUAACUGAAGACACCAGACACAAUGCCCCAUCUACAAGUGUCAUGGCCAGUAGUUCCGUCGCUGAUCUACCAAGUACAUCAUCAACGGCAACCUGUCCACGUAUACCUUCAAAGAAGAACAUAAUAGAUAUUGAAGAGUAUACAUCCUCCGAUGAUGACGAAUACGCGGAGGCAACGAUCACAAAAAAAUCGUAAUAAAAUGGAAUAAACUUAAAUGGUUAUAUUAUUAUUAUUAUAAGAGACCUUAAAAUGUUGAGUUCGGAGCAUUUAAAACACACUUUUAAAUUUUAUAUAUCAAAAUAAAAAUUUAUUAAAAAAUUAAUUGCACCUACAAAA
Bactrocera oleae (olive fruit fly) is the source of this 1096-nucleotide messenger RNA. Its product is annotated as osteopetrosis-associated transmembrane protein 1. Lineage: Eukaryota; Metazoa; Arthropoda; Insecta; Diptera; Tephritidae. Gene Ontology annotation, cellular component: cytosol. The record is from RefSeq and is a predicted model, not a curated record.